UCCGUCUCAUGGCAGUGACACUGAAGCCUCUGACAUCAGGUUCCAUCUCGGCUAUCAUCUUAUGUUGUCAUUCUUGUUCACGACCUCCAAUUUUGUUGCCGAGGAAACUUCAAUUCCGAAGCUCUGCAAUAAAAAUGGAGACGACUGGGUACGAAGCACCCUCUUUUCCUCCCAAAAUCAUCGACUCACACUUGCAUGUUUGGGCAUCUCCCGAAGAGGCAGCACAUAAGUACCCGUAUUUUCCAGGCCAAGAACCAACGUUACCUGGAAACGUCGAUUUUUUGCUCCAGUGCAUGGAAGAAGCAGGAAUAGAUGGUGCCCUAAUUGUGCAGCCCAUUAAUCAUAAGUUCGACCAUUCUUUGGUGACGAGUGUUUUGAGGAAGUACCCAUCCAAAUUUGUUGGCUGUUGUCUUGCUAAUCCUUCAGAAGAUGGAAGUGGGAUUAACCAGUUAGAGAAUCUUGUCUUGAAGGAUGGUUAUAGAGCUGUUCGCUUCAACCCAUAUUUAUGGCCUUCUGGUCAACAGAUGACAAAUGAAAUUGGAAAGGCAAUGUUCUCUAAAGCAGGGGAACUUGGAGUUCCAGUGGGCUUUAUGUGUAUGAAGGGUCUUGAUCUUCAUAUUUCAGAAAUUGAGGAGCUCUGCUCAGACUUCCCUUCAACAGUUGUAUUACUUGAUCAUUUGGGUUUUUGCAAGCCACCCUUGAAUGAUGAUGAAAGUAAGAUUUUCUCUAGGCUUUUAAACCUUUCCAGAUAUCCACAGGUUCAUGUGAAAUUUAGUGCAUUGUUCCGAGUGACAAGAAAAUCAUUCCCAUAUGAAGAUACAUGCCACCUUCUUUCCCAAGUUGUCUCGAGCUUUGGUGCCAACCGUGUCAUGUGGGGCAGUGACUUCCCAUAUGUUGUUCCCGAAUGUGGGUACAAAGGAGCAAAAGAAGCAGUUACACUUAUUGCUCAUCAGGCGUCAUUAUCUGAGGCUGACUUGGAGUGGAUAAUGGGCAAAACUGUGAUGCAGCUCUUCCAUGGUUCAUGGGUCUCUUCUUAACAAAUUCAUCAAUAUCAAUUCUAUAAAGGAUAAACAUAGGGAAGACAAUGGGGCAGGUUCAGGAAGGGUUUAAUAAAUUCUAGACCCUACUCGCCUCCCUAGACCUCCCAAUCCGUACCCUUAACUCAUGAAAAUAUCGAUGCUGUACUAUAAUUGGAUCAUGAAUGUAGUAUGGAUGGAUUAAAUUUGUAUUUGACAAAUAGUAAAAGUAACUAUGUGUAGUUUAAAA
Molecule: messenger RNA, 1266 nt
Organism: Nelumbo nucifera (sacred lotus)
Lineage: Eukaryota; Viridiplantae; Streptophyta; Magnoliopsida; Proteales; Nelumbonaceae
Product: catalytic/ hydrolase
Molecular function (GO): hydrolase activity; carboxy-lyase activity
Source: RefSeq, a predicted model, not a curated record